UUACAUCCAUUCAUCCAUCGAGCAGCCACUUCACACCAGCAAGUGGCAGUAGUUCCAUCCAGAGGUUCAGGCAUGGCGGCUCCGAGAGCACUCGCCCUCUGCGUCCUGCUGGCCAUCGCCGUCGCCAAUGCGGAGGCGGCGUCCGUGGUCGUCGGCCUGGCCAAAUGCGCUGACUGCACCAGGAAGAACAUGAAGGCCGAGGAAGCCUUCAAGGCUCUGCAGGUGGGGAUCAAGUGCAAGAACAGCGCCGGCGAGUACGAGCGCAAGGCCGUGGGCGCCCUCGACGGCACCGGCGCCUUCAGAGUGCCCCUCGCUUCUGACCUUCAUGGCGCCGACUGCGUCGCUCAGCUCCACAGCGCCGCCUCCAACGCGCCGUGCCCCGGCCAGAAGCCGUCCACGAUCGUGCCGGUGUCUGACGGCACAACCUACGGCGUCGUCGCCGGCGAGAACACCGCCACGUCGUCCGCGGCGUCGCCCGAGUGCGCGUCCAUGACCCUGUGCGGGCCGAUCAAGAAGCACAUCAUCGAGCACUUCCACCACAAGAAGCCCGUGCCGCCCAAGCCGGAGCCCAAGCCCCAGCCUCACCCGGACUACGGCCCCGUGCCCAAGCCUGAGCCGAAGCCGCAGCCACACCCGGACUACCACCCCGUCCCUCCCACGCCCACCUACGGCGGCGGCGGCGGUGGAUACCACGGACACCACUGACUCAGAGUCUCAGAUCAGCCACCGUACGUCCAGCCCGGCACUGAAAUCUAUCACCGGCCGGUUCAUGGUCAGUGAGUGAUCGACGUCGUUGCUAUUUAUGAUGCGUUGCAUGCGUGGGAAUUGUUUGGUGCUCCGCCAUUCGCUGCUCCGUUUUACUAUCUGCAUUACAGAAUUGAGGGUUCAGAAUAACAGUCAUGUACUACGAAUGUAUCAGGCGAGUAUGAGGGGGUGGUUUGUGUGUUGCUUGCUUUAUCAAGAUUUUGUAAUUUCAGUGUGUAUUUUGUAUAACAAGUUAUUAUGAAUCAAGUAAUUUAAACAA
Aegilops tauschii subsp. strangulata is the source of this 1024-nucleotide messenger RNA. RefSeq lists its product as uncharacterized. The record is from RefSeq and is a predicted model, not a curated record. NCBI's taxonomy places the organism in Eukaryota, Viridiplantae, Streptophyta, Magnoliopsida, Poales, Poaceae.